UGAAAAUCUAGAAAGAAAAAUAAUUCAAAAUUAUAAUAAUAUAUUAUUAUACAAAAGAUGCUUAUAAUAAUAUUACUCGAGAUCACAUUUUCGUAGACACGGGGGAAAUUUGGAGUAGACUUUUCGAGCAUCGUCCAUUUAUACAAGGUGAAGUAAAUUUCUUUCUACGAGAAUUCCAGGAAAAGAGAAACGAUAGAGAAGUGGAAAGACUUUUCAAAAUUCUUGAAUAUUCAACCGAACUAGAUCAAAAUCAAUUGCCCCGUGCAGAGCAACUAGGGGAUUGUCAUUUGCCAAGUUUAAAAGCAAACAUUGAUGUUGCGCUUAGUAUGUGCGAAAGGGUACUUCAAAGACAAGAAGAAUUUAACAGUGAUCUUGCGUUGCAACAUAACAGAGAAAUUCGUAAAGCAGAAUGGGAAAAGUUUAUAAAUGAUAUGAGUGACAAAUGUCAAAAAGUGGAUAAAGCUUUUCAGGACAAAGAAAACGAAAUCAAAGAAUAUUAUAUUGAUUUAGAAAAAAAGUUACACAUUACGCCUUGAUUCGAUCAAUAUCUAAAAUUUACUACUUCCAAAUAAAUUCUUAGAAUAGUAACAGCAGUGCCACAUAUAUAAAUACUAAAUAUUAUUAAAAUACUAACAUUAUUUUUUGAAAAAAUAUCUAUAUCAUAUUUAAAACAUAAAAAUGCCUAUAGAAACUAUUGAUGAUCCUUCCUUAUGCCUGAAACCAAAUACAAAAUUAAUAGACUUUGUUUGGAAAAAUGUAUCCGAUGUAAAUAAUGCUCCGCCUGGUAUCGUUAGUUUAAAAAAAAGUAGUAGGAAAAAGUGCAACGACGUUCUAUUAAAAUUAAAUGAUAUUAAUUGGUUAAAUAAAUAUUUAGAAGAGUAUAGAAAUAUUACAGCUCAAAAGGUAUACUUGCAUGAAAUUUUAGAAGACGUUGACGUAAUAUUGCCAACGCCCAAAAUUACACCUAGAAAUCCUGAAUUGGAAGCAAGGAUACAAAAACUUACGGCACAACAAAAUGAAAGAGAAUACAAAGCUAUGACCAAAAGUAUUGAUACAACACGUAAAGAAUUACCAGAAGAUACGAUAGCUUAUCAAAUGAAGCAAAUAAAUAAACAACUGAUUGCCGUUGUACAAUUUAUCUUCUCCGUACUAGCAGGAUUCACAUUUGGUUUUAUUGGAGUAGAAUUAAUAGUUGGUAAUUUAGAUUUUGGAUUUAGAUUAUUACUAGGCAUAAUAUGUGCAUUGGUAAUUGCUUUAGCCGAAAUCUAUUUUCUGGCAAUUAAAUUAAAUGAAGAUUGUUACGAUGCAUUCUCAAUGCCUAAGCUCAAAAAAUUACAUCAAGAGUAAAAUUGUUUAAUUAGACAAGAAUAUUUUGUAUUUAUACAUCAGUGUAUAAUUCUAAUAAUUAGAAAUCAGAAUUUUAUUUGUUGUUACUAAAAAAUAUUUAUAUGGCACUCAUAAUAUUUUAUAUACUUUUAAAUUAUUUAUAAUAAUAAUGCAUUAUAUGAUAUCAAUAAAUGAGACAAAAUUUCAGAGAAAGCAAAAUAUAAGGCUAUGUAGACAUUGCAUACUGCUUUUCUUUGCUUUUAAUUUAUUAUCGAAAUUGUCACUUUGUUAAAAUAAAUAGAUACAUUAUACAAAA
Messenger RNA from Polistes canadensis, 1642 nucleotides. RefSeq names its product biogenesis of lysosome-related organelles complex 1 subunit 5-like (gene Muted). NCBI's taxonomy places the organism in Eukaryota, Metazoa, Arthropoda, Insecta, Hymenoptera, Vespidae. Gene Ontology annotation, biological process: vacuolar proton-transporting V-type ATPase complex assembly. The record is from RefSeq and is a predicted model, not a curated record. Bases 679 to 1347 code for a protein of 222 amino acids. Gene Ontology annotation, cellular component: BLOC-1 complex; endomembrane system; transport vesicle. The transcript is spliced from 4 exons.